Molecule: messenger RNA, 482 nt
Organism: Xyrichtys novacula (pearly razorfish)
Lineage: Eukaryota; Metazoa; Chordata; Actinopteri; Labriformes; Labridae
Source: the annotation of a GenBank genome assembly
AUGUUUGCUGGCCCCCCAAAACCGCCGUUCCUCCUUCUCAGGUCCCGGUUGGACUCUCCGCUCCUUAUCAACGGGGCCCUGUUGCGUCACGACGCACCAUUUAUGUUCAUUGGCUGUUCACCGAACUGUUUGGCUACUUUUACCGACCGGUCUGAGAGAGAGAAGCAAGCCCCUCUGUCUCCGUUACGCACGGACCACCGGACAGCGACCCCCGUUAUCUGUGUGUGAGCGGAGCUGCAGUUUUUUUGAAACGUUUGAUUUAAAGGAAGGAGGAGAAGAGAGAGAGUUUGAGCUUUUAGAGGUGUUGGAGAGCUUGUCUGUUUCUCUGUGCGCGCUGUGUGAGCAGGUCUGCUGGGACCUUUACUCCAGUGACGCGCACAGAGGUUUCCACACAGCAGCAGAAGCAGCAGCAGAAGCGCACUGUUGCUGCUCUCUCAGCCUCUCUCCUCUUCAUGGCACCGAGAGGUUCUGCUCAGGACUGA